Messenger RNA from Rhineura floridana, 2510 nucleotides. RefSeq names its product ubiquitin conjugating enzyme E2 U (gene UBE2U). The transcript is spliced from 11 exons. The coding region runs from base 373 to 1347 and encodes 324 amino acids. The record is from RefSeq and is a predicted model, not a curated record. Lineage: Eukaryota; Metazoa; Chordata; Lepidosauria; Squamata; Rhineuridae.
UGUACGGAUUGGUUGGGGAAGCACUAAUGAACCAAGCAGCAUCUCAGACGAAAGACAAGCUGCUGUUGCUAGGUUACAUUGCGUACAAAAAGUGUGGCCUAGUUCUUGUUCUGCUGUUGUACGUUCUCCUUACUAUGGAUGCUUUCCGUGCCUGUCGCUUCCCUGCUAUCUAAAAAUAAGCAAUGGGUCAUGGUUGUCCUUUUCGUUGUGCUGUCCGUCCCUCAAUUGUGACUACAUAAAAGCCUGGAGAGUUUCCUUUGCUGUGUUUCAGAUUCUCUGCUUCAGGAUUGCCCUGCCGGGGACAAAUUCUUAUUCUGUUUGAAACCCACUUCAUUUCCCUUGAAACUACGAGAACACAUACGUGCCAGUGUGAUGCACUCAAGAGCUUACUUGUUGCUGGAAAGAGAGUUUGUGGAAUAUGAAAAAGCCAGGAUCUUCGGCAUUUCUAUUGCUCCUGUGGCAGACAGCUUGAUGGAAUGGGUAGCUGAAAUUGAAGGACUGAAGGAUUCUCUAUGGGAAGGUAGCCAUCCAGUUUCCUCGACAUUUUGUGGAGCUGAACUCCAACUGUCAUUGAGGUACACUGAAGACUACAACAGAGUCCCUCCAAGUGUCACUUUCAACACUAUUCCUUUCCAUCCCAAUGUGGACCCACAGUCUGGGAAACCUUGUGUGGAUUUUCUAGAUGAUCCUACCAUGUGGAACACCAACUUUACGAUGACUAGUAUCCUACUUAGUAUCCAGGUUUUGCUGUCUAAUCCAGUUUUGAAAGACGCAGUGAACCCAGAGGCAGCUAAAAUGCUGUUGAACAAUUAUCCACUGUAUAGAGAAAGAGUUAUAGAGUGUGUCAAAACUAGCCAGCACCUAGAAGCUAUUCCGAGCAGUUUGGGAAGAUCUGCCUUGUCACUCAAGUUUUUCCAUAAAUCCGAAACAUGCAUUCCUGUCCAAACAAGAAAAAUUACAGCCAUAUCUUAUGAAAAUUAUUUUUGUACAUGGUUUAAAAUUGCUACAUCAAAAACAGCUGAAGAUUUUAAAACCACAGUGUUUGAAGACCCAGACUUCAUAGGAAACCGCUAUGAAUGGAUGGCAGGAAAUGUGGACAAAGGAGAAUGGGAUGAAAAUAUACAUCGACAUUUAAUCUCUGAAUUUAUCAAAACCCAAAAGAAAGAAAGAUUGUUAGAAAGCCACAUAACUACUCAUCAUAUCCCAAGCCCAACUCCAGCAUCUGGAUCCCAGAGGACUUCUGCUGUGGACUCUAAGAAGCAAGAUAGAAGCCAAGAUGAGGAGCAAUGGGAGAAGGAAGUGGAAGAUCUAGUAAUGUGGUCUACAAGUCUUGAUCUGAUCAAAUAAAAUGGGUCUGAGCUAUGGUCACUAAUGUAAUCAAGCUUAAGCAAAGUAAUUCUUGUUUGCAGUAGGAUCAAAUGUUCAGGGAUUAGCCAGGAGAACCCCUUGCCCUUAUACAGUUCAAUAAGAAGGUGAUUAUUAGAAAGGUGGUGUGUUUUCAUUGUCUAACAUCCACAGACUGCUUGAAUCAUAGCCCCCAGGGUUCUCUCCUUAUGAAAGAGUGCCUGCAGGCACACUGAUAGAUGGAGUUUCUUGGUGGUUCAGAUAAAACUUGAUUGGCUUUAUUCAAAGUCACUCAUUAUAAAUAACGAACACAAAUGAAGUGUAUACAUUUCAACACCAGUGUAUUGUUGUUAUGUAUUAUAUAUAUAAGCACUAUAUAUGUACAGGGUGCUUUACAAAGUAUAAAACAUCACGCCCUUGCUCUGGAGGGCUUACAAUAUUUAAAUCAACACAAGAGAAACAACAGAAAAGGGGAAACAAAUGGAAGCAGAGAUAUGUGAAGGAAAUAAGAGAGAGAGCAUCAUACAGAUGUUGUGGGAAUGCCAAGAACAAGAGGCAGAAAUGGCAGAGUUGUUGAGCAAGCUGGAGACCCCAGCUUGGAGUAUACGAGUCACUUUUCAGGUACAAUAAUCUUUUGAUGCAUAAAUAAUAAAGUGUGUAGCAAUAAUACCUUCCAGCCAUGUCAGCCAUGGGUUAAGUCUUAUUGAUUAUUUUUGUAGUAUCAUCCAUAUAAAAACCUACAUAUAUAAUAAUGAUCACAAAUGAAGAAGGAAUGUUAUUUUAAUAUGUAAGACAAACAAUUUCAUCUUUGCUACUGUUUUUCCUCAGUAGGUUGAGAAUAUGACCAAGGAUAUCCACGCGUCCUCCAUUGUACUUUUGUCUACAUGUUUUCUUAUAUACUAGUGACUUUCUAGCUAUUCCUGACUCUACUGUUGGUUAGGAAGGUCAUAGCUCUUAUCAUGUCUGUUUCCUGCCCUCCUAUAACUUAUUUAUUCUGAGGCACAGCCCUUUUCCUACUUUCACCUCCAGAUCUGAUGCCCAGAUCUGUUAGUGUAUGAGAUCACUGGGUAACUUGAUAAACAUAGGAAAGGAGACAGAAGAGUGGGAUGGUGACAGGCAUCACAGUAUACAUGUCUUUGGGAAUGACAGGAAUACAUUGUUGACUA